UAUACCGCUCCGCCGCCUCGGCUCUGCUCUGCUCUGCCCGUGUUCAAGAAGAACAAAACAGAGGAGGAGCUGAGCUGAUCUGCGCUACUACUAGCUAGGUAGAGCCGGAAAAGGGCCAUAUGGGGCGGUCGCCGUGCUGCGAGAAGGAGCACACGAAUAAGGGGGCGUGGACCAAGGAGGAGGACCAGCGGCUGAUCGCGUACAUCAGGGCCCACGGGGAAGGGUGCUGGCGGUCGCUGCCCAAGGCGGCCGGCUUGCUCCGCUGCGGCAAGAGCUGCCGCCUCCGCUGGAUGAACUACCUCAGGCCCGACCUCAAGCGCGGCAACUUCUCCGACCACGAGGACGAGCUCAUCAUCCGCCUUCACGGCCUCCUCGGCAACAAGUGGUCUCUGAUCGCGGGGCAGCUGCCGGGCAGGACGGACAACGAGAUCAAGAACUACUGGAACACGCACAUCAAGCGCAAAUUACUCUCCCGCGGCAUGAACCCGCGGACGCACCGCCCGCUCACGACGCCCACCACGGCGCCGCUGCAGCCCGCGGCGAUGCUCGCCCUCGCGAGGCCGCCGCAGGCCGAGUCUUCCUCCGACGGCGGAAGCAGCGGCACGGGGGAGCCGCCGCGGUGCCCCGACCUCAACCUCGACCUGUCCGUCGGCCCGCCGGCGGCGGACACCGAGUCGACGACGACCUCGCAGGUCUGCCUCUGCUACCACCUCGGCUUCCGCGGCGGCGAGGCGUGCAGCUGCCGCCUGCAUCAGGCCGAUGACGACACCUCAUCGGGGUUUAGAUAUUUCAGGCCCUUGGAACAAGGCCAGUACAUAUGAGACGACGAUGACAUGGCCAAAGACUCUCUCUCUCCCACAGCAAUUUGUAAGACGGGGAAUUUUUUUCCAGUGGAGUAAAAGAAAUCUAAUCUGUUCAUAUAUCGUCUUUUCCCUUCGCCCGAAAUUCAUGUUCCAUUUCUAUUAUUGGUUGGUGCUAUUCGGUUAAAGGAAGGGAUAAUGUGAGUACGUGACAAAGGUUGGUGUGGAGAGGGUAUUAUUGUUUCUGGCAUCC
Messenger RNA from Brachypodium distachyon (stiff brome), 1053 nucleotides. Its product is annotated as myb-related protein Zm38. The coding region runs from base 120 to 821 and encodes 233 amino acids. The transcript is spliced from 2 exons. Lineage: Eukaryota; Viridiplantae; Streptophyta; Magnoliopsida; Poales; Poaceae. The record is from RefSeq and is a predicted model, not a curated record.